AUGCUGUCAGUAACUCGCUGCACGAUUUUUCUCAUAUUCUUGAAAUUUGCAAUUGCGUGCAAUGAUCAAAAUGAAUCGGCAGUAUUCGUGGUGCCGAAUGGCAGAAAACUGCCAAGUUCUUCUGUGGCUUGUUUCAAUGUAUGUGCGCAAGGAAACUGUACAGGAAUUUUACUGAAUGGUGACAAAUGUAUAAUAAUUGAUACAUCCAAUUAUUUUGGGAAACUAAAUCGAGACGAUUAUGUAACGAUGACAUGUAUGAAAAAAUUGCCUAGAAAGAUUGUGGCAUUUGAAUGGAAUGAUAGGAUUCUCGUUGGUCAGACCCAGCGAAUUUUGCAGACUCAAGACAAAGUGCAAUGUAUUGCUUCUUGUGCGAAUGAAAAAGACUUUCCAUGUUUAUCGGUGAUGUAUUAUACGACGACGCAGGAUUGCCUCUUGAAUUCGGCGUCUUCCGCUUCAGCGUCCUUGAAAAUGGAUACCGACGGGGUUAGUGUCUCUUACAUGGAACUCAAUGGAUUGAAAGAUCACGAGAAUUGUUUGGAUGCUUACCGCAUGAUUGGCUACGAUGAAAUCGAAAUCAGAGGAGAGGCAAGAAUAUUUGAUGGAUCGUCGGGAUUUGAGAAAUGCAUUGCUAGAUGUGAUACUUGCGAUUUCGUUAUUUUCAAUGAAAUCUAUUCGGAGUGCUUUUUGGUUGAAUAUGAUCCAGCUGGACAAAUUUUGGAUUACAUAAAUGAUGAAUACCAGGUGCUUACAAAUGCAUGCUCGAAUUAUCGUAAAAAUUGCAAUGCGCAAAACUCGUUAUACAUUACUUAUUCGAGGACUAAUGAAAUAAUGAAAGCGAAAUGUCUCGAAAAAUGCACAAUGAAUGAAAGUUGUCGAUUCGCAUAUUCUUCGCAAAAUGGUUCCGAUUGCAUAUUGUCACGUAGGAAAAUGGCUCUUCCUUUGGUUACUCAACGAAUUUGCACAAAUAUUGAUGAUCUACCCGAUGGUUCAGCGAUAUUGUUCGACGAAGUUGGAGGAUGUCCAACAACUUUGGAAGGCGAUCAAAUAUCUCCGAAGGUGGAGCUUUACGAAUGUAUGGAACUGUGUGCUACUCACCCAACACGAAGUUGUGAGUCCAUAUCAUAUCGAAAAAAUACAAAAGAAUGUUUUUUACAUAAUGGAGAAGUCCACACAGUAUCGCAAAACAAAACUUGCUCAACAUUUUCUUUAAAUGUUAUCGCUUUUGAAAUGACUGGAAAAGCACCUCCAUCACCAUUCGAAACAACCAAAAAACCAGGAUAUUCGAAGCCGAAAUUUACGCAGAAGGCAAAAACAUUCUCAGCUACUUCAUCAGGAAUCAAGAAAAUUGACGAGAAAAAGUUGUCAAUAGAAAAAGCUUUUAAGAAUCAAUCGAAAGCCUUGGCAGACGUCAAAAUUAAUACGCAAUGCAAUAUUGGUGAUAUUACGUUGAAAAUUAAAACAUCGAAUUUACAAAAUGGGGAAAUUUAUGUUCGAAAUGCCCAUGAAAAUUGCUCAGCGAACAUUGAUGGAAAUGGAGAAGCGACACUUCGUGUCAGGCAUAAUAAUUCAGCCUGUCCGAUUAGCCAAAAUGGGAAUCAAAUGGAAAUGAUUGUUGUUGUGACACAAAAUGUUGGAGAGGCAACAGUUAUCACGAUCGAUGAUCAAUUAUUCAAAGUGCGAUGCAAUUAUUCAAAUCAGAAGAAAUCUUUGGUUGUAUCGAGCACUAUGAACUUGAGAACUACAACGUAUUCGAAUUUGGGAUUGACAGGGCGAGUGAAAGUGAAACCGAUGAGUAUGGAGCUUAGAUCUAAAAGAGACAUUGUAAAGGCAAAAUUGGUUCAAAUUGGCCAGAGCCUCGACCUUGUAUUCAAAUCAGAGAGCCCAUCGAAAGAUUACUUUGUGAAGAAUUGUGUAGCCAUCGACAAAGAAGGGCAAGAAUCCAUUCAGCUGAUUAAAAACGGAUGCGCUAGUAUCAAUGCUAAGGAAUAUGUACUACGUGGUGAGGUACUUUAUACUAAAACCGGAUUCUCAUUGCCAUUCCGAGCAUUCCGAUUCAAACAAAGCGAGUCGGUUAGAAUUGAAUGCGAGAUAAAAUUAUGCCGGAAAUGCAAAAAGCCCAAUUGCAAUUUAAGAAAUCGACGAAAUAUCAAUGAAAUGGAAUAUGACAGUGGAACUUCAACUGAAAAUGUUGAAAAAGUGCUCGCCGAAUUAUUGGUUAAAGGUUCAAUAGAAUCAAGUUAG
This is a messenger RNA of Caenorhabditis bovis, 2241 nucleotides long. The record is from the annotation of a GenBank genome assembly. Lineage: Eukaryota; Metazoa; Nematoda; Chromadorea; Rhabditida; Rhabditidae.